UGCGACAGCUUCCAAGCAUUUCCGCGCAUCUCCACGAGCCAUGGAGACGAUGAAGGGAUGGAUGGCACGAGCGCAGAACCUUCUGAACAAGGAUCAGCAAUUCAUUCUGGGGAUGAUCUUCACCGCCUGCCUCAAUUGGGCCGACUUUUUCUCUGAUUGGUACGUCACCUUGCAGUACGGGUGUGUGAUAAGACACGACUUGAGCACGAGCUGUGAUGGGGUCGAUCCACAGGCUGAGUGUGAGGUGCACGGCUGGUGGUUUGGCUUGAGUUUAUUCCUAUUGAUCGGUUCGAACCUUGUCCAGAGUGCAAUGUGGACAUACAUCACAGCAGUUGACGAGUUUGGAUGGGUUGAGUCUUGCCUCAAACUCGCAGGAAUAUGGGUUCUCCUCUUUGUGGCCGGCUUGUGCCAACUCCACUAUGUAGUGGACAUUGUCCUUGCUCUCCGUGGAGGUGCCCCAACUGACGUCAAGAUAGACCGCAUUAUCGCCCGAGAGUUGGCUACGAAAAUCGGGGAGAGCGCCCCGCAGCUUUAUCUCCAGUCCUACGUCCUUUUUGCUGUGGGGGCUCAUGGCAGCCCCAUGAAGAUGUUCUCAGUGAUCAUUUCCAUCCUGGCCUUGGCACACGGGAUCAUCAAGACGCUGCUCAUGUUUGAAGAUCGUGGAGUUGAGAAGACUUUGCCCCUGAAAGGUUUUGUGUACCGAGCAGUGGCAGCAAUUUGGUUGGCCACAGACCAAGGCCUUCGAUCGGCCGCCAUAGCCUUGGUCCUUUCAGCGGAGGUGAGGCUCCAUGGAUCGAUGCUGCUGGGAUUUUUCAUGCUUUUGGUUUGGGCCAUGUUUGUGUGGACCAAUGCGCGAGAUCCAGAUAGUGAGUUUGCAGUUAAAGGAGGCUGUCCAACAGUAGAAACAUUCAGAGAUGCGGUAAGGUUAUUUGUACUAGGUGUUUGUUUUCUGCUGGUCAGCCUGCUGGGCAGCCUUUUUACCUGCUACGUGAUCCCAGUCCUUUGGUUGCAUGACCUGUUUGAGUGGUCGAAGCCGGCAUUCGAUCGAGUUGUUGUCAUCCGCUGGGUGGAGAUGGCGAGUUGUGCCGCACUAGCCUUGCUGCUUGCUAAGAAUGUAUGUGGCUACACUCCAGAUCGGGAAGUGGGCGGCCUGAUUGGCCUCCUGGCCUUCAACAUGCUUUGCUAUUGCUGCAUGAGAUGUUGCUUCCACAAGGAUGGUAGAUUGAAAUGGUUGCCCUUUGAAGGUUGGACAGCUGAGGAGGCCAGCAAAGCCGAUGUUUCCCGACACAGCAGCAGAUCAACACUUGAAGACGAUGGCUCCCGCACAAUCCAAAGAGUAACACUUAAAUCGCUUAAAUCAUAUGAGGAUGAAGAGGUUUUGCAGUCGGAUGAUGCAAACGUCCAAGCAAAGUGCAAAGAAGAGGUUGACAGCUCCAACUUGGACCUUCAAGAUGCCAACCUGAAGGUAGACUCACUAGACCACGAAACCCUGCCGGUACAGGAUGACACAGAGGGCGUGAAUAUCGUUUUACCGACUGGAGACAUGGCCGAGGAGGCUGAGGGUGAGGCCAACUCCGAGAUGAAGGUGUCCAAAGGGAAGAAAAAGGUCGGAAAGACCAAGAAGGUCGAAAAGACCAAAGAAGAUGUGCCCAAUGUGGCUGAAAGGGCCAGCCCAAGUGGUGAAACCAUUGGGAAAGGCCAAGGUGAUGAAGAAGCGGCUGAGAAACCACCCACUUCUCCCAAAGGGAAGGUGGCAAAGCCCAAGAGUAGGAUGAAGAAAAGCAAGAAGGAGGUGACCCCAACUGCAGAUGAGACUGCAAUUGGAAGACACCAGGAGGAUGGAGAUGCGGAAGCAGAUUGAACAUGCUAAGGUCCGUCUUAGCACUGCCACCUUUAGGGUCAGGUGUUGCUGAAUGCUUCAAGUGUGCUUCAAAUGGUUUGAGGCCAUAACAGGCAGAAUCGCUGCAAAAAGCUCGGAUUUCUGCUGAAUGCUGGCUUUGUGGUUGUGCAGGAAGGCGAGGUGUGGGAAAGAAACUCUUCUAUUUUGACAAGCUGGGUUUUAUAAUGUUCCAUAUUGACUGUUUGGCCUGUUUGGAUGUCCA
This is a messenger RNA of Durusdinium trenchii, 2102 nucleotides long. The record is from the annotation of a GenBank genome assembly. Lineage: Eukaryota; Dinophyceae; Suessiales; Symbiodiniaceae.